Vitis vinifera (wine grape) is the source of this 3335-nucleotide messenger RNA. RefSeq lists its product as uncharacterized. The transcript is spliced from 13 exons. The coding region runs from base 1214 to 2812 and encodes 532 amino acids. Lineage: Eukaryota; Viridiplantae; Streptophyta; Magnoliopsida; Vitales; Vitaceae. Gene Ontology annotation, molecular function: ATP binding; protein serine/threonine kinase activity. The record is from RefSeq and is a predicted model, not a curated record. Gene Ontology annotation, biological process: peptidyl-serine phosphorylation; intracellular signal transduction.
AGAGGUUCCUGAUCUGGAUGUCAAGAUUGUUGUUGCAGUUGGGAAUUAUUGAAGCCCUCCUGAAUUUUCCCUUAUUUGUUCUUGAACUUUGACUUAGCUAUAUGUUAGGUUGUUGGGUCAAUGCUCAUGGCAGAUAUUCAAAUAAUGGCAUGGAAGUUGUUAAGGCCUGCGAUGGAAGUUUCAAAAUUGACUCAAGACUUAUCUGUGCAAUGAGGAAUGUCGGUGUGGUACAAGGCCGAAUCUCUCAUUAGAAAUAUAUUUCGGAGGGGGAAAGUCAAAUCUCCAUGUAGGAUUUGGGCAGAAAAGCUUUCCAACUGCUCUUGGAUAUGGCCCUUGAAUUGAAACAGGGGUUUGGGUGGGGACAAGAGAAGUACGGAGGACCCAACCCAUAUUUGCAUAAGCUUACCUCCAUUGAGAUGCAGAGUCUUCGUUCUUUUCCUUUCUGUCCAAGGCUCUAGAUUUCACAGAAGAGUACUUUCUCACAUUCUUCUCUUCUACACCCAUUAUGAGCUGUAAGCCUAAAUAACAUACAGGGGAUUCAUGACUUGCUUAGGUUGUGUUUUGUGGGGGCACAGUGGUUUAGGAUCCAAUGGUUUGGUUCGUGGUCGAGCCCAACAACUCCCUUGUCAAGCUAAAGAUCCCUUCGAACACCAACAAUUGACAUUGUCUGCGGGAACAAACAGACUUCAUAAAACCACCAACGCCAACAUGUUCAUUUGAUUUCAGUGAACUAGUUUCUUUAUAUUUCACAAAUCUUUUGACCAUGACUAUGUGUUUAUGGGCUUGAGAUGUAGCUCAUUGCUAAUGCUUUAUAACAGUGGAUUGGAAGUUCUAAAAUUCACACCACAAAACCCAAAAAAUAUAUUUCUAUAUUUUUGUAAAAAUAACCAAUUGCUACUAAAUAUACCUCUUUUGUUUUUUAUUUUUCCAUUAAAAGACUAAUCAAUAUGUCAAUAUUUUCCCUUCUUCUGACUUUUUCUUCAAAUAUUAUAAAAGGGAUAAGGUCAAAAUCAAUAACCUUGAAAUGUUGGUCCCCAUCAAUCCUACGUGUACAUCCUGCAUGCACAGCUAGAUGACACAUCAGCUGUAGGACCCAACCAAUAUAGAACAGCCAUGUGUCCAGAGGGAGACUCAUCAUCUGAGCAUUGCUUCGCUGUCACGAUCACCAAAAUUCACAAACCAGAGAGAGAGGAGAGAGAAGAGAGAAGAGGCUAUGGAGAAUCACGGAGAAGAUGGUAGAGGCAAGGGCUUGAAAGAGGGGAAAGGAGAAGAAGAGGAGGUGAUGGGUUCGAGCUUGACAAUGGAGAGGGUGGCUGCAGCCAAGCAGUUCAUCGAGAGCCACUACAAAGCCCAUAUGAAGCUCAUUCAGGAACGCAAGCAAAGGCGCUCGGUGCUGGAAAGAAGGUUAGCAUCUUCAGAUGUACCAGAAGAGGAACAAAUCAAUAUAAUUAAGGACUUGGAGCGCAAAGAGACAGAAUAUAUGCGACUUAAACGGCACAAAAUUUGUGUUGAUGAUUUUGAGAACCUAACUAUUAUAGGGAGAGGGGCUUUUGGAGAGGUCCGAUUGUGUCGGGAGAGGUUAUCUGGCAAUAUUUAUGCCAUGAAAAAGCUAAAGAAGUCGGAAAUGCUAAGCAGGGGACAGGUGGAACAUGUUAGAGCUGAAAGGAAUUUGCUUGCAGAAGUUGACAGCCAUUUCAUUGUAAAACUUUAUUAUUCUUUUCAAGAUGAUGAGUACUUGUACUUAAUUAUGGAAUAUCUGCCUGGUGGUGACAUGAUGACUUUGCUGAUGAGAGAAGAGACUUUAACUGAAACUGUGGCUAAGUUUUACGUAGCUCAAAGUGUCCUGGCCAUAGAGUCCAUUCAUAAACAUAACUACAUUCACAGAGAUAUAAAGCCAGACAACCUUAUAUUGGACAUAAAUGGUCACAUGAAGCUCUCUGACUUUGGCCUUUGCAAGCCUCUUGACUGUUCAAAUCUAGCUGCUAUAAAUCAACAUAGGGCCGUCAAUUAUGAACGCCUGAAGGAAUCCAUGGAUGUUGAUGAAUCCUGUCCAAAUUAUGAGCAUGUGAAACAUUGGAAAAGUUCCCUUGAACAACUUCAGCAGUGGCAGAAGAGCAGGAGGACAUUGGCAUUCUCCACGGUAGGCACACCGGAUUAUAUUGCUCCAGAAGUCUUACUGAAGAAAGGAUAUGGCAUGGAAUGUGAUUGGUGGUCACUAGGUGCAAUUAUGUAUGAGAUGCUUGUUGGAUAUCCCCCAUUCUACUCUGAUGACCCAAUAACAACAUGCAGAAAGAUUGUGCAUUGGAAAAAUCACUUAAAAUUUCCUGAGGAGGCAAGGUUGACCCCUGAAGCAAAGGAUCUGAUCUCGAGGAUGCUUUCUGAUGUGGACCAUAGGCUCGGUACUAAUGGGGCAGCAGAAAUAAAAGCACAUCCAUGGUUCAAGGAUGUUGAAUGGGACAAACUCUACGAGAUGGAGGCAGCAUUUAAACCAGAGGUCAAUGGAGAACUUGAUACUCAGAAUUUUAUGAAAUUUGAUGAGGUGGAUCCUCCAAAACCAACAAGAACUGGAUCUGGAAUGUCAAGGAAGCUGCUUUUAACUCCCAAAGAUCUAAGUUUUGUGGGCUAUACAUACAAGAAUUUUGAUGCUAUCAAAGCAGCACGCCAUUCUUUUGAUACAGAGAGGGGUGCACUAUCCAAACAUUCAUCUACCAAUUCCAUCCUGAGUGAUUCUGGAGUGGAUUAUUCCAAUAUCCCAGCAGAAAACUCAGAAACACAGAUGCAUGCAUCACCAGGGGAUGUCAUGUCGCAGUGAAGAACGUCCUGAGCCUGACCAUGUAAAGCAUCUUCAUGACAAAUAGACAAACCCCUUGUGGAAACACCCGCUUAUUUCUCUGUCAGGUUUUGCCCUAAUCUGCACCAGCAAUGAAGCUGAAUGCUGUAUUUUUCAAGACCGAGGAAGUGUACAGUUAUAUUAGAGGAACUCCAUGGAUGCCACUUUGAUUGGCUGACUGGUGGCAGUAUUAAUAGAUAUAAUCUAUAGUUUUGGUGUCUGAAUAGGGAGUCCUGGCUACCCAGUUUGGCACUUGGCAGAGCUGAUUCUGCCUUCCCCUGAGGUGGUUUCGGGCCUUUUCCCUUUUCCAUUUCUGCUUUCUUGGGAAACAGCAAAAUUCUCUAUGACUGCAUUAGAGACUGAUAACUAACUACUGUGAGGGAAGCCACUGAACACUAGAAUUCGAGUUGUCAUUUCUGCAGAUUGAAGAAUAAGUUCUUCUGAUCUUGUAUUCAAAUCGACUCUUUUCUGUUUAUGUAUUUGUCUCUGCAACUUUGAUUGAUUA